Messenger RNA from Urocitellus parryii (Arctic ground squirrel), 5406 nucleotides. It is a transcript of the gene Adam10, whose product is annotated as ADAM metallopeptidase domain 10. The record is from RefSeq and is a predicted model, not a curated record. Lineage: Eukaryota; Metazoa; Chordata; Mammalia; Rodentia; Sciuridae. Gene Ontology annotation, molecular function: metalloendopeptidase activity involved in amyloid precursor protein catabolic process. Gene Ontology annotation, cellular component: plasma membrane; synaptic membrane. Gene Ontology annotation, biological process: membrane protein ectodomain proteolysis; Notch signaling pathway.
GGAAGCGGCGGCGGGCCUAGCAGCUCGGGAACCGGCAGCACGCGCAUGCGCGCGCCCCUGGGGCGCCUGCGGGAGGGGGAGGGACGGGAGGUAGGGGCGCGGCCCCGCGAGCCUGUUGGGUGCCCGCGCGUCACGUGGUGAGGAAGGAGGCGGAGAUCCGUGACUCGGGGGAGGGGGGUUGAGAAGAGGGAAGGAGCGAGGGAAGGAAAGCGGGGAAGGGAGGAAGGAAGCAAGUGAGGGGAGGGAGGUCCCUGUUUUGGUGGAGCUGGGAGCGUUGCCGGCCCCUGAAGUGGAGCGAGAGGGAGGUGCUUCGCCGUUUCUCCUGCCGGGGGAGGUCCCUGCUUCCCGUGGAGGCUCCGGACCAAGCCCCUUCAGCUUCUCCCUCCGGAUCGAUGUGCUGCUGUUAACCCGUGWGGAGGCGGCGGCGGCGGCAGCGGAAGAUGGUGUUGCUGAGAGUGUCAAUUCUGCUCCUCUCUUGGGUGGCGGGGCUGGGAGGUCAGUAUGGAAAUCCUCUAAAUAAAUAUAUUAGACAUUAUGAAGGAUUAUCUUACAACGUGGAUUCAUUACACCAAAAACACCAGCGUGCCAAAAGAGCAGUCUCACAUGAGGACCAGUUUUUACGUCUAGAUUUCCAUGCCCAUGGAAGACAUUUCAACCUACGAAUGAAGAGGGAUACUUCCCUUUUUAGUGAUGAAUUUAAAGUAGAAACAUCAAAUAAAGUACUUGAUUAUGAUACCUCUCAUAUUUACACUGGACAUAUUUAUGGUGAAGAAGGAAGUUUUAGCCAUGGGUCUGUUAUUGAUGGAAGAUUUGAAGGAUUCAUCCAGACUCGUGGUGGAACAUUUUAUGUUGAGCCAGCAGAGAGAUAUAUUAAAGACCGAGUUCUCCCAUUUCACUCUGUCAUUUAUCAUGAAGAUGAUAUUAAUUAUCCCCAUAAGUAUGGUCCACAGGGGGGCUGUGCAGAUCAUUCAGUAUUUGAAAGGAUGAAGAAGUACCAGAUGACUGGCGUAGAGGAAGUAACACAGACGCCUCAAGAAGAACAUGCUGCUAAUGGUCCAGAACUCCUGAGGAAAAAACGUACAACUUCAGCUGAAAGAAAUACUUGUCAGCUUUAUAUUCAAACUGAUCAUCUUUUCUUUAAAUAUUAUGGAACACGAGAAGCUGUGAUUGCCCAGAUAUCCAGUCAUGUUAAAGCGAUUGAUACAAUUUACCAGACCACAGACUUCUCUGGGAUCCGUAACAUCAGUUUCAUGGUGAAACGCAUAAGAAUCAAUACAACCGCUGAUGAAAAGGACUCUACAAAUCCUUUCCGUUUUCCAAAUAUUGGUGUAGAGAAGUUUCUGGAAUUGAAUUCUGAGCAGAAUCAUGAUGACUACUGUUUAGCCUAUGUCUUCACAGACCGAGAUUUUGAUGAUGGUGUUCUUGGUCUAGCUUGGGUUGGAGCACCUUCAGGAAGCUCUGGAGGAAUAUGUGAAAAAAGUAAGCUGUAUUCAGAUGGUAAGAAGAAAUCCUUAAACACUGGAAUUAUUACUGUUCAAAACUAUGGGUCCCAUGUACCUCCCAAAGUCUCUCAUAUUACUUUUGCUCAUGAAGUUGGACAUAACUUUGGAUCCCCACAUGAUUCUGGAACAGAGUGCACACCAGGAGAAUCUAAGAAUUUAGGACAAAAAGAAAAUGGCAAUUACAUCAUGUAUGCAAGAGCAACAUCUGGGGACAAACUUAACAACAAUAAAUUCUCACUCUGUAGCAUUAGAAAUAUAAGCCAAGUUCUUGAGAAGAAGAGAAACAACUGUUUUGUUGAAUCUGGCCAACCUAUAUGUGGAAAUGGAAUGGUAGAGCAAGGUGAAGAAUGCGAUUGUGGCUAUAGUGAUCAGUGUAAAGAUGAGUGUUGCUUUGAUGCAAACCAGCCAGAGGGGAAAAAAUGCAAACUAAAACCUGGAAAACACUGCAGUCCAAGUCAAGGUCCCUGUUGUACAGCACAGUGUACAUUUAAGUCAAAGUCUGAGAAGUGUCGUGAUGAUUCAGACUGUGCGAAAGAAGGGAUAUGUAAUGGUGGCACAGCUCUCUGCCCAGCAUCUGAUCCUAAACCAAACUUCACAGACUGUAAUAGGCAUACACAAGUGUGUAUUAAUGGGCAAUGUGCAGGUUCUAUCUGUGAGAAAUAUGGCUUGGAGGAAUGUACUUGUGCCAGUUCUGAUGGCAAAGAUGAUAAGGAAUUAUGUCAUGUCUGCUGUAUGAAGAAAAUGGAUCCAUCAACUUGUGCCAGCACAGGGUCUAUACAGUGGAGCAAGCAGUUCAAUGGUCGAACCAUCACUCUGCAACCUGGAUCCCCUUGCAAUGAUUUUAGAGGCUACUGUGAUGUUUUCAUGCGGUGCAGAUUAGUAGAUGCUGAUGGUCCUCUAGCUAGGCUUAAAAAAGCAAUUUUUAGUCCAGAGCUUUAUGAAAACAUUGCUGAGUGGAUUGUGGCUCAUUGGUGGGCAGUAUUACUCAUGGGAAUUGCCUUGAUUAUGUUAAUGGCUGGAUUUAUCAAGAUAUGCAGUGUUCAUACUCCAAGUAGUAAUCCAAAGUUGCCUCCUCCUAAACCACUACCAGGCACUUUAAAGAGGAGGAGACCUCCACAGCCCAUUCAGCAACCCCAGCGUCAGAGGCCCCGGGAGAGUUAUCAAAUGGGACACAUGAGACGUUAAUUGCAGCUUUUGCCUUGGUUCUUCCUAGUGCCUACAAUGGGAAAACUUCACUCCAAAGAGAAACCUAUUAAGUCAUCAUCUCCAGACUAAACCCUCAAAUAAUAGUAGAAGAAAAAUGGCAAGAGAUCAUGUCCUCAGACCAGGUGGAACUACUUAAAAUUUAAAGCCUGAAAAUACCAAUUUGGGGGGGUGGGGUGGAAAAGAAACCCAAUUUUCUUAUGGACAGAUAUUUUUAACCUAAUGGCACAAAGUCUUAGAAAAUUAUUAUGUGCCCCGUGUUCCCUGUUCUUCGUUGCUGCAUUUUCUUCACUUGCAGUCAAACUUGGCUCUCAAUAAACUUCACAAAUUGACAUAUAUAUUUUUUUCAACUGCCAAUCAAGGCUUAGAGGCUCGACCACCUCAACAUUGGAGACAUCACUUGCCAAUGUAUAUACCUUGUUAUAUGCAGACAUGUAUUUCUUAUGUACACUGUACUUCUGUGUGCAAUUGUAAACAGAAAUUGCAAUAUGGAUGUUUCUUUGUAUUAUAAAAUUUUUCCGCUCUUAAUGAAAAAUUACUGUUUAAUUGACAUACUCAGGAUAACAGAGAAUGGUGGUAUUCAGUGGUCCAGGAUUCUGUAAUGCUUUACAUAGGCAGUUUUGAAACAAGAAUCCAUUUACUCUUUUAUUAUGAUAGAGUUGGUUCUUAGAUUCAUUUUUUCUUUAUCAAAUGGCUGCUAUGAGCAUGAGUGACUAUGCUGAGGAACACAGUUUAAGUGUUGUGCAAACUGGACAUAAGCAGCAUACUACUUUAGAGUUAGUUCUUUGUGUAAGUGUCUAGUUUCUGCUUACAUAUUUUAAAUUUUCUAAUUCAAUUCCAUUUUUUAAUUGAUAGGUAAAAUUUGAUUCAUACUUUGGUAGGAAUUAUGUCAGUGAAAUGAUUCUUUUUAUUUGUAGCCUACUUUUGUGUUUUUCAUAUAUUUUAAGUAUGCUAAUUAUGUUUUUGUCUGAUAUGAAAAAGAAAAGCUGUCUUUAUUGAAAUAUUUGAAGUUUUUUCAGCAUAUCAUCACUGAUCAUAGAUAACCACUAAAGAUGAGUAGUUUGCUCAGCUAGUAGUUAAAAUUGUAGAUAGGCCUUCUGACAUUUUUUUUCCCUAAAAUAUUUUAACAGUGAAGGUGAAACAGCACAAUGUCCCAUUCCAAAUUUAUUUUUUAAGCAGAUGUAAAUAAUUGGCGUUUUUAAAGAAAGAGAAAACAAAAACAUUUAAUGUAUUAACAGGCUUAUUGCUAUGCAGAAAAUGGAAAGGGGCAUUACAAAAAAGUUUAAGCUUGUGACAUAUUUAUUGCUUCUGUUUCCCAACUACAUCACUUAAAUUAGAAGUAAAUAUCUAUGAUUUUCCUGGCUUCACAUAGAGGCAACUUUAGGGAAGGUUGAACAGAUUUCUGUGGUUUGGCUUUUUUUUUUUUUUCCUUUUUUCUUAAGAGUAUAAGGUUUACACAAUCAUUCUCAUAAUGUGACGCAAGCCAGCAAGGCCAAAAAUGCUAGAGAAAAUAAUGGGAUCUCUUCCUUGUAAACUUGUACAGUAUGUGGUGACUUUUUUCAAAAUACAGCUUUUUGUACAUGAUUUAGAGACAAAUUUUGUACAUGAAACCCCAGAUAGACUAUAAAUAAUUCUAAGCAAACAAGUAGGUAGAUAUGUAAGAAAUUGCUUUUAAAUCAUUUAAAUGCCUUUGUUUUUUGAACUGUGCAAAGGUUGGAAGUGGGUUUGCAUUUCUAAAAUGGUGACUUUUUUUCUGCAAGAGUUCUUAGUAACUUCUUGAGUGUGGUAGACUUUGGAACAUGUAAAUUUUUUGCUUGUAAUGUUAUCCUGUGGUAGGGUUUUGGCAGGUUCACACUGCCAUAUUUUAUUUUGAGUCUUAAGUUAAAAUGUUUUCUGAAAAGAUACGUGCACUGAACUCUUUCCACUGCAAAUCAAGAUGUGGUAAAAAUGAAAAGAUCAAGAAAAUGAGAUCUAAUACUACUGUCAGUUUAAUGUCCACUGUGUUUUAUACAGUAUCUUUUUUGUUCACUUUGGAAAUUUUUACUAAAAAUUGCAAAAAAUAAAGUAUUGUGCAAAGAUGUAAGGUUUUUUGAAACUUGAAAUGCAUUAAUAAAUAGACUUGAUGAAAUCAGCUUGAAGGUUCUAUACUCUUUGAAUUCUGAGAACUAUCAAAAAAGCUUUUCACAGGCAGUUUUUCCUUACUAAAUGAAAGGAAUUGUUAAGCAGAAAGAAGUUAAUUUCUUUCCACAUAAGCAGAAGUUAUCUUUAUUCCUAGUUUGGAGUCCAUGUAGAAAAUAUCCAAUUAGAUAUCUUUCUAUUUACACAUAAUGAACAUUUUAAAGACACCUAAUCUCAACUACUUUUCACUGUUUCUAAUCAAUAUUCAGUGCUUAUCUUGGAGGAAGAGCUGAGUGUUGUGRUCUUAUUUAUGUGUGUUUUUCAAAGUUCUGAAUGCUAAGUARUUCAUUUAUUUUAAAAGUCUAGUUUAAUGAUAACUAUAUCUGAAACUUUAGCCAACAUGUUCCUGUUGUCAGGUUCAUCACAAAUAAAAAAUUGAAAUUUUCAUGUUUUCUAGAAAAGAAAUUUUGACUGGAUGUGGUGGUGCCCAUCUGUGAUCCGAGCAAAGAAGGACUGAGACAGGAGUAUCACAAGUUAGAGGCCAACCUCACAACUUAGCAAGACUCUGUCUCAAAAUAAAAAA